Molecule: messenger RNA, 6372 nt
Organism: Dicentrarchus labrax (European seabass)
Lineage: Eukaryota; Metazoa; Chordata; Actinopteri; Moronidae
Exons: 5
Coding region: 458-2416 (652 amino acids)
Molecular function (GO): protein binding
Source: RefSeq, a predicted model, not a curated record
CAGACGUGACAAGUGCGGCCGACUGAACCUGAACUCAGUCUUUAUUUUCCUCCCCUGUAGCCCCUCAAAACUACACUCCUCCCUGUCUUACCACCGAGCUGGGUGCGUGUGCAUAAUGCCAUGGUGGACUGAUAUUUGUUACGAAGAGGAGCUUUCGUGCCGCGGGAGAAUUGGUCCCUUUGUGAGCUAGUUUGGUCCGUCAGUUAGUAGAGAUGUUGUGCUCGGGGCUGGAUGAGCAGCGAGUAGCCUGACGCGUCUUCUCCACAGGCCGGGACGAGCCUUUCAGCUGAGCCCGGAGGACCAGCUCACCCAGAUGGGAGCGAGGAAAGCCUGUCGAAGCCUCUGGUCAUAACCGGGUACUUGGAUACGGUUAGCCUGCCCCAAGACUGCUUCACCAAUUCCUGCUGAAAGUGAGACCCCACCAGCCUUCACGGUGGAAACUAGAAGAAGAGCAAAGAUGAAUGCUGUGCGGGGGGGCACAGUCACCUGGCGUCCCCAGCCGUGGCAGGAUGGGGACGGGGGAGGAGGAGAACCUCUGUCAGACAGCGACUCAGAGGAGGAGGACUUCCCCGAUGACAGCACCACACCGUUGGGAGACUACAUCACGCAUGGAUUGAAGCAGCUCCUGGACGCUCAGCAGCUGUGUGACGUUACGCUACUUGUUGAGGGAAAGAAGUUCAUGUGUCACAGAGUCCUCCUGGCAGCCGUGAGCCCGUAUUUUCGGGCUAUGUUCACCAGUCCCCUGGUUGAGUCCCGCCUCACUGAGAUCCGACUGGAGGAAGUGACGCCAUCUGUCAUGGAGACUGUCAUCCAGUUUGUGUACACCGGUGAGGCGGGGCUCUCUCUGGACACAGCUGAGGAUCUGUUUGUGGCGGCCAACCGGCUCCAGGUCAUGCCUCUUCAAGACUUGUGCUCCAGGUUUCUAUUUGAGCACCUCUCAGUGGAUAACUGCCUGGGGAUGUACUCUUUGGCUCGCUCUCACCAUGACCAGCUGCUACUGCGAGCGUCCCUGCGGCUCGUAGCCCAGCACUUCCCCCGGGUGGCCCGGCAGAAAGACUUCCUCCUGCUGGACCACGGCACCUUAGGCAGCCUCCUGAGCUCUGACCGUCUGGGGGUGGACUCCGAAGCGGAGGUUUACGACGCGGCGCGCCGAUGGGCAGAGCACCAGCCCUUGGAUCGCUACGCCCACAUGCCGGCACUGCUUCACCACCUGCGGCCGGGGCUGCUGUCCCAGGAGGAGAGCCGAAGACUGAGCCAGGAGUUGGGGCCCGCUGCAGCUGGUGAGGGCCUUGGGGGGCCUCUGAGACCACGGGAGGGCAUGUUUGAGAAAAAGAUUGUCUGUGUGGACCUGACGCCUCGGGAAGAUGAGAAUUUAGCUGCGAGAGACUACACAGUGGACUGCUUUGAUCCUCGGACAGGGAAGUGGGAGAAGUUAGCUGCACUGGGUUCACUGGUCAGUCCCGGCUGUACGGCUGUAGGCGACCGGCUGUUUGUAGCGGGGGGAAUCCUGCGGACGGGCUCUGUGUCUGCAGCCGUGCACGAAUACGAUGCAGUGUUGGACCUCUGGAUAGAGCGGCCUUCGAUGGUCCAACCCCGGGCUAUGCUAGGCCUGCUGGGCUGUGGAGAGUCACUCUAUGCCUUGGGUGGUAGUAACCGCUCAGCUCUGCUGGACUCCAGUGAGACCCUGGAGCUGAGUACGCUUCAGUGGGCUCCAGGGCCUCGGCUACCACUCCCUCUGCGCGCCUUCGCCUGCGCAGCGUUACGUGGACGGCUUUACCUUCUGGGUGGAACCACACUUGAACAGAAUCGGGCUGUGGUCCACUCGGGAGUGCUUAUUUAUCACACCCUAACAGACUGCUGGACACGUGUGGCUCUGGACUCUGGCGCCACCUGCCUUGCUGGAGGAGUAGCAGUGCGUGGAGGAGUCUGUGCCAUUGGGGGAUACAUGAGGGAUACUACCAAGUUCCUGGAUGGAAACUACACCAAUCUGGAGACUUUAGACGCCACUGGGCGUGUGCUGUUUUUCAGAGAGGGCAGGGGGUCUGGAGUAGAGAGGGAGGUGACUGGAGGUGGGGUGAUGGUCACCGCGGAGCAGCGGGGGGCAGCAGGUGGCGGAAGCGACCGAGCCCCGAGCCCUGUGGUAUUUCCCGGGCUGCCGCGGCGGAUUGCAGCUGGUGGUGUGGCCAGGUGGAAACGCAGGAUUUAUGUGCUGGGUGGGGAAAACGGCUCACGGUUCUAUGACAGUGUUUACUGUUGGAAGCCCGGCUGGCGCAGCUGGGUCCAGAGACGUGAGAAACUCCCAGGAGACACUGGAGGGGUGAGCCAGUUUGGGUGUACCACUUUAAAGUUCCCUAAGAAACACAUCCUGUCCAGACUGAGACUAGCCAAAGAAAACUGCAAGAAGGCUGCUGACUAGCUUGAUAGGGACCAGUAUGACUGAAGUUGAGGCAGCCGUUCAUGUGACACAGAGAUGAGCUCCAGGCCGAGCAUGAAUUUGCUCCCCCUUGACCUCAUGUAAUGUUGGUGUGGAGAUGAAAUCACAAGGAAGAUUUUUACAGUCCUGAGCGCAGCCACAGAGUAGGUCUAUAAUGGACUGGACUUGUUAGGAUAGCCAAAUGUACAGGCAGAGAGCAAGUGGAGCCAGAAACUGUUAGGGCUGUACCGAAUACUCACAGCUUCAUUCAUUUGAAUUUUAAACCUUCAUUCAUUCACCAACAUUCAAAUGCUGCACAGCCAUUUCUCUCUGUUUUGGUAUUUCUUUACUAUUGCAGAUAAAGAUUAGGAGUCGAGAUUUUUCACCAUUUUCUGAAAUUUUAUGGACCAAACAACUAAUUGAUUAAUUGAGAUAACAAUCGACAGAUUAAUCAAUAAAAUAAUCGUUAGUUGCAACAUUAUACCAGUAUAUACCAUAUUAUACCAGUAAGUAGAAAUACAUUUCCCGACUUGUGUGAUCCAGACGUUUCCAAUGUGAUAUAAAGCCCUAAAAUCCAAAUUUAUUGAAAAAAGUAAUAUAUAUAUAUAUAUAUAUAUAUAUAUAUAUAUCUAAUGAAAUAUGCUGCUUCAAUCCUUGUUUGUUGGCUAGCAGCAUUUUAAUAGCAUCAUAAUAAUAUAAUAACAAAAAAUGUACUUCUACUGGCUCGAACAGUAUUAAAGUAAAUGAUUUAAGUUGUUCAUGUUAUGUAUGUUUACGUCAUAAAAUAUGACGACUCGCAUUCAAAGCUUCAUUUGAAAACCUCAAUAGAAGCUGAAUGUAAAAAAACGAAAACAAAGGAUAUUCGGUACAGCCCUUGAAACUGGUUAAAAGUCAGGCAACAUGCACCUGAAUGUAACCUAAUCCACUAUUUGUCAGUAAAGUCCUUUGAGAGAGAAAAGGGCCUUUUUAAUUCUUUUCUUAAAGUGUAAUGUUAUUUUCAGCUUUUUGCUGGUGGAAGAUUUUUAAGGCUAUUUGGAAAACAUUUCAAUGCUGUGAAUAUUUUAGCAGCGUUUAGUUUAGACACAAGGAUACCAGCACAUUUCUGACCUCGCUAUGUUCCACUCUAUCUGCCUAAACAUAGGUUCUUGUCUAUUGUGGGCCUGUAAAGCCCUUUGAAACUGCAAUGAAGGGCUAUACAAAUACACUUGACUAGAGUGGAAACAUAUCAUAGGAAACACAUUUUUCUAACUACUGUAGACAGUUUUUACCUGCACCGUCAGUUAUUCUGUGAAUACGUCAACGUCCCGUUCUGUCUUUGACUUGAAGCCCUGAACUGAUUUCUCAUAUCAGCGGAGGACAUCGGUCAAAUCCUCACAACUGCUGAAAACCCCCAGUGUGAUUUGUACGACGCAGCAAUGGCUCAUUUGUUCUGGUACAUCUUUCACAACAUGACAAUAGUCAGACCUACCUGUGCCAAGCCACUGCCCAAGCCCCGUUCUAUGGUCUAACUACACAGGCAGACCCCUCUGACUGAGCCCAAUAUGGCAGCCCACAUACGUACCAGAUAGUGUCUUUUUUUUACUCCAUAGAAACUGUACGAAUGUGUUCUUAAAUGCUCUCGCAAAGGUUCUGUGGAACAUGGCAGUGGAAGAAAUGUGCAGAUAAUACGCAAUAAAUUUAAAGAUGAUAGCCACGAGCCCAUCUUCCAUAUUAAUAUGACAAUGAGUGCUUUAAGUGUAAGAAUUUGGUAGGUAUUCAAGACUGUGCUGCAAAGAAAAACUUGAACUGUCUGUUUCCGCCAGCAUUCUGAAGUAUUUGGACAGAAGGUAAAUGUAUGAGGGCAUUGUGCAGCCCUCUGUGAAGGUGAACUACGAUAUCCUUGUGUCUAGACCACCGCUCUGUCCAGCACCUUUCCUAAACCUAAGCCAGGGGAAUAGUAGUCUUUACUUGAUUCAGCAGCCGUGUCAGAAUGAUAUUUUUUUCUUUCAACCACUCCAGCCACAGGACUUGUGAAUGUGUUUGGCAUGGAGGUUAUGAAUUAUCUGGACACAUUAGCACUGCACCUAAUUUAUUGAACUGUAUUUUAAAGGUUUUGUUGUUGUUUUGAAAUGGUAGCUUUGGCUCUGACUGCAGCGUCCGGGCUUCCUGCACCGAAAGGAUGGCACUAUAAGCUUAGACAGACCUGUCGAAACAGGACCAGAUGUGUUUAGAUCUGAACGUGACUGAGGGUUUUUAGAUAACUUAAUUCUUAAAUUGUGAUUUUAUGAGAGGUCAGAAAGUUUGCCCAGAAUUGUAAGCAUGUUGUUUUGCUGUAAGCCACUAUGUUCUCUUUGACCUUCAUUUUUUGUUUUCCUCAAAUUGAUCAAAUCCAGAUCCUUCUGUGGAAGAUGUGUUCAUAUGAAAAACACUACCAGCUGUGACUGAAAAUGGCAGAAUUCUACCAGUGUUGUUAUCACACAGCCAACUACCAAACAGAAUCAGAAAAUAUGAACUAGAGAAUUAUAUAUGACAUAUGACUCCUACCAUCUACAGCUAAUAUUGCUGGAUAUUUGGGAUUUUUGCCAUUGUGGAGGCAAUCAAUCAAUCAAUGAAGCUGAAGGCUUAAGAUAUAGAGAAAACCACUCUAUGACACUAAAACAAAUGGGUUUCAAAUGAUAAAACUUGGCAGGGAGAACCUACCCGGGCCAGGAAUUAGUUUUCAGACAUACUCUUUAUAUUGGUAACAUUGACAGCUGACAGUUUAGCACAUGAUCAUCCCUAAACAGGAUUCCAAGGAUGUGCCUCUGUAUUGGCUCUUAUCACUGAGAUAACACCUAGUGUGUCUCUGUAUAGGAUCCUAGACCUGCUAAGUGGAUUUAUUGAAGUUUACAGAGUAAAUCAAUGGCAGUCUGACACAACGUAAAACUGUUAAAAAGAAUAAUUUUAUAACUAACUAAUAACUAAAGAAAAAUCCCCACCCCCACCCUCACCCCUCCCUGCCCCAAAGAAAAAGGAUCAAAAGUACAUUUAAUAGUUUUAAGUCAAACUGUCCUUCCAUCUCAAACUUUCCAGUUGUGUCACCAUGACUCAGUCUCCCUCGGGAGCAGAAUAGCGGAACUUCCCCAAUUUCACAACUACAGUAACAGCACAUGUUUCACACCACUUUUCUAGCAAGCGUAAGCACUUUCCCAGUGACACAGCUACCAAUUAACAGCUUGAUUAUAACACUGUGCCUCUAAUCUCCAUAGUAAGUCAUUUUGAACGCAUUGCAUAGCCCCUUUAUGUAAUUAACACAUAAAUCAGUAUUUAUUUUCGUCACCCAACUCCUGAUAAUAAGAUUCCUGGUAGGUCAAAGAAGAUGAUUGGAGCAGGUCAGGGCAUCUUUAUCUCUAAGUCCUGGGGAGUAAUAGUAAUAGUUUGAAGGGUAGCUGAGAUGUUUGGGCUCAUCUGAUAUUGUAAGAAUUCAAACAUGUUUAGUAUAUCAUGAACUGUGUGGCUGACCAAAAUGCAUUAAAAGGAUGAGGAGCAAAAAUCCUUAAUCAGUAAGGUUCCUUAUUUCAGUUGUAUAUUCACAAGACAAACACUUUUUUUUUUUUUGUCAUUUUAGUCAGUUAAGAGAUGUGAGCUUCAGUUUGUGUUUCUAGAAAUAAAAUACAUGUCACACCAUCUGUUUUAUUUCAAAUAACACGCUCUGAAUUUUUACCUGGAAGUGUCAAAUGAAUUGAUUUCCUUUUCCUUCGUGUGCUUACAGCUUAUAUGACAUGUGAAAAGUGAUGUGUGCGCAUGCAUGUUUUCUAUGCCGCGGCGUAAAUCUGUUCAACACAAGCUCUCUGCACAUAUGCACACCCACACACUGUGUGUCCAUUCAGAGAAGUGAAGCUGCCCUCAUUUGUACAAUCUAAUGACAUUUGUGAACUGAAAGGCAAAUGGAUGUUUUGAUGAAAGCAGUGCUCUCAAAUGAUUAAAGGACUAUUUGCUUA